AUCCAUUCAUCAGAGAAUAUCCAAGGCUACAGCACAACCUGCACAGUCUGUAGAACAGCAGCAUAUUUUUCCUAAUUAAACAGGUUGUGUAUUACAUCACAGAAGCUCCUAACACCUUGGAGGAAUUAGUAAACUAUUAAAUUAAUGUAUUCAUUUAUUGAAAUAUUUAAUACAAAGCAUUCUGGACUGUGAAUUAAGAAGAUAUCACAUUAGGACCCUUUAACAGUUAUUAGUGGAUUUUUGAAUAACCAGCAUGAUGAUGUUCUCAUUAAGACUGUUACUGUUGGCUUGGAGUGGUGCACUUUGCUUCUUACCAUUGGCGUGGACUGGUGUGAUGGAGAUCACACCCCAACAAAACCAUGUUUUUUCAGAGGAAUUUGAAGAUGCAGCACUGGAGGAUGAACUGGACAAUCAGGAGAACGUUUUAACUCAGCUCCUAGGCGACUACGACAAAGUAAAGACUCUCUCAGAGGGCUCGGAUUGCCGCUGUAAAUGUGUGGUCAGACCUUUGAGCAGGAGCGCUUGCAGGCGUAUUGAAGAAGGGAAUGGAAAGCUUGAGGAUUUCUACACAGUGGAGACAGUGACUUCGGGACCCAACUGUAAAAAGUGUGCCUGCAUCGCCCCUCCGUCCGCCCUCAAUCCCUGUGAAGGAGACUUCAGGUUUAAGAAGCUCCAAGAGGCUGGGAAAGAUGAUAUCAAGCUUUCCACCAUCAUGGACUUACUUGAGGGGGCUUUGUAUGGGAUGGAUCUGCUAAAGUUGCACUCAGUCACCACUAAACUUCUGGCACGUGUGGAAAACAUCGAAAAGACAUUUUCCGGAAAUGUGACAAAAGAGCAAGGGAGCAUGAAAGAGUUGAAAGGACAAGGGAAGGACACACAUGUCCACCAUCACCUGGAGAAGAAAAGACGUUUGAGCCAGCUGGAGUCCUCGCUACAGAAAAAAGUGGCUGCAGCUUUUUCACACACAGAGAAGUAUGAGGAGAGGUUUGUAGGGAGUCAGGAUUCCGGCAGGGUACUGAAGAGAAGCCGUGUUGAAGACUCACAGGAGCAGAAGUUAGUGAAGAGCAAAAUGGGACCAAAUGGGAUGAAUAUCAGGAGCGUGACCUUCUAUAAGGCUGAGACUGAAGAGGAAGAUGACGGAGAACAGAGUGCAGGAACAGAUGAUGUGCUGAGUGGUGAUGGUUCAGUGGAUUUAAUAAUAGAAGACCAGAUCCCUAGACAGCAGGACACUCAAUCCUUAGAUCCUCAAACUACAGCCACCACGGCACCAAGGUUGAACAGUGAAGCCACCACAAAGCAACCUGAUGUGGAGUCCUGGGAAACAGAAAGGAUGGUUACCACCAGCAAGGCAACGCCUCUUUCCUUAACAACCUUCACCACCACAACCACAACCACCACCACCGCACAGCCUAUGACCAAUAACAGAUCAACAUCCAUCUCAACUCCUCUGAAAGGUCUAAAACCACAGCACAACUCCACAUCUGAGGCAAGAAAACACACUUUAAAAUCUCGACUCCGCUGGGACGAAGAAUCUGUAGUCACUACUGACUCACCAAAGAAUUCUGGCGUAUGCAAGGACACGUUAGCUACUAUCGCUGACCCUGUGACUCGCAAUACUUAUGGCCGCAAUGAAGGCGCCUGGAUGAAGGACCCAAAAGGCAAUGGCAAUGUCAUAUAUGUCACAAACUACUACUAUGGCAGCAACCUACUGGAGUUCCGUGAUAUGGACGCAUUCAAGCAAGGACGCAUGAGCAGCUCGUACAAACUGCCCUACAACUGGAUUGGCACAGGCCACGUGGUCUACAAUGGUGCCUUCUACUACAACCGGGCGUUUUCACAUGACAUUAUCAAAUACGACCUUCGCCUGCGUUACGUGGCAGCUUGGACGACACUGCAUGAUGCCAUGUUUGAGCAUGAGGAUGAAGAAGCACCUUGGAGCUUUAGGGGACACUCUGAUGUGGACUUUGCUGUGGAUGAGAGUGGCCUCUGGCUGGUUUAUCCAGCUCUAGAUGAAGAAGGCUUCCACCAGGAAGUGAUCAUUCUGAGCAAGCUCAACCCUUCUGACCUACAGAAGGAGCACACAUGGAGGACGGGCCUAAGGAGGAACAACUACGGGAACAGCUUUGUCAUCUGUGGUGUCCUGUAUGCUGUGGACAGUUAUGAGCGCAUAAACGCCACCAUUAGCUAUGCUUUUGACACGCACACACACACUCAGAUGGUGCCACGGCUGCCCUUCAUGAACAACUACACUUACACCACACAAAUUGACUAUAACCCAAAGGACCGCACACUCUAUGCCUGGGACAAGGGCCAUCAAGUGACCUAUGAUGUCAUAUUUGCCUAUUAAUUACUGUAUUGCGAUUAGAUCUAGAUCAUAACUAAAUUACUGUUCUGCACUUUUUGUAAAAAAAAAAAAAAGCAAAAAAACUACAAGACUCAGUGGAUUGUAGAUCAGUCUACAGGGUCAAUAUAUAUUUUUUACAAUAUGUCACUAUUUUAUUGUUGUUUGUUGUUCUUUUUGCAGUCAUUCAUUAUCAUUCCAUGGCAACAAUGUUCACUAGGUUAAAGCCUAAGAAUACUUUAUGCUGUGACAUUGGUUUGCUGGCUGUCACAAAAAAGUAUGAUGCAGUUGCAGAGCAGACAGUCAGAGAACUGACUGCAGAAGCUUCACUUGCCAAUCGUGCCUGUGAUUGGUCACUGCACCCAAGAUUCAUUCAUGUAGUCAUGGAAACUAACUCCUGUAUUCAAGUACCAUCAUCUGCACUGGAGCACUUGUAAGCCACAGUCAAUAUAAAGCCGCAGAGAGUAUGUGAGCUUGUAAGCUUUCUGAAGGUGGUUUUGUAUUUGUACAACCCUUUGCUGUUUUUGCAUUAAGUAUACUGAGGACUUUAAUGACAAAGUCAUUGUUACGGCUUAUGUAUGUAUGUUGUAAAUAAUGUAGUUAAUUUAAAAUAAAUGCCAUGCCUGUA
Messenger RNA from Tachysurus vachellii, 2969 nucleotides. It is a transcript of the gene olfml2bb, whose product is annotated as olfactomedin-like 2Bb. The record is from RefSeq and is a predicted model, not a curated record. The coding region runs from base 254 to 2347 and encodes 697 amino acids. The transcript has 8 exons. Lineage: Eukaryota; Metazoa; Chordata; Actinopteri; Siluriformes; Bagridae. Gene Ontology annotation, biological process: signal transduction.